AUGGAAGCGAAGGCAACGAAGCGCAUCUUCAUCAAGUUCGGCCCGGAUGUCAAGCGUGUGGACCUGCCCACAGCGCAUUUGGCGUCGUUGAGGGACCUGGCGUCGCUCUUCUUGACCAAAUUCGAGCUUCCGUCAGAGUUGCUCGCCAUGGCCAGGGCCGGCCAAUUCCCUCUCUACAUCCAGGACCGCCAAUCGCAGGUCUGGUACGAGAUGGAGAACAUCGACGACGUCUACGAAAGCGCUGUUGUCGAACUGCGCAAGCCCAACAACGACAACCCUAUGGGCAGCAGCCGUGGAGGGCACAAGAUCGAGUACUGCACGUCGUCUACCAACGACAAGCUCGUGUUUGUCAUGUGCGGUCUGCCGGCGCGGGGCAAGACCUACAUUGCCCGCAAGAUCUCUCGUUACUUGAACUGGCUUGGCGUGCCCACACAGGUUUUCAACGUGGGAAGCUAUCGUCGUGAGAAGCUCGGUGCAAAGCAGCCGCCCGAGUUCUUCGACCCCACCAACCCCGACGGCAGCACUCAGCGCCUGCACAUGGCGGUGCUCGCGCUGGACGACAUGUUCGAGUGGCUGCGCAAGGGUGGUCGCGUGGGCAUCUACGACGCCACCAACUCUACCAAGUCGAGGCGGCAGCUUAUCAUGUCGCGUUGCACUGAUGAACACAUUCAAGUAAUCUUCAUCGAGAGCAUUUGCGAGGAUCCAGUCAUCAUCGAAUCGACCUUGCGCGAGACCAAGCUGCACUCUCCCGAUUUCGAGGGCGUCCCGUCUGCAGAGGCGAUCCAACAAUUCCAGGAGCGAAUUGAACACUACACGCGGGCCUACGAAACCGUCGACGAAGAUGAAUACGUCAGCUUCAUCAAGAUGUUCGACGUGGGAAAGAAGAUCAUCGUACACAAUCUGCCGUCUUCCUACCUGCCCGGCAGGGUCGUCUUCUUCCUCAUGAACCUCCACAUCAUCCCCCGUCCCAUCUUCCUGACAAGGCACGGGCAGAGCAUGGACAACACGGAGGACAAGAUCGGCGGCGACUCCAAGCUCACGCCAUCGGGCGAGAGGUACGCCCAGGCGCUCUCGUCCUGGGUCAACCAGCGUAUCUUCGAGGCCAAGGCCGAAGGCAAGAAGAAGAGCGCUAUGGAGAGGACCGUUUCGUACGACGGGGCCGAGGACAAGCUCAUGAAGCUCACUGUGUGGACCUCCACCCUCCAGCGAGCCAUCGCCACUUCACAGCGCAAGAUCCAACUGCGUUGCUUGGACGAAAUCGAUGCAGGCAAGUGCGAUGGCAUGACCUACGAGGAAAUCGCCAAGAAGAUGCCUGAGGAGUUUGCUGCUCGUGCUGCGGACAAGCUGCGGUAUCGCUACCCGCAAGGCGAAAGCUAUGAAGAUGUCAUCCAACGACUGGAGCCCAUCAUCUUCGAGUUGGAGAGGCAGCGUGAUCCGGUCCUCGUGAUCGCUCACAACGCUGUGAUCCGAUGCUUGUACGCCUACUUCAAGGAGAAGCCUGCUGACGAGUGCCCGCAUAUUGAUGUGCCGCUGCACACGCUCAUUGAGCUCACGCCUCGGGCCUACGGCUGCGAAGAGAAGCGGUAUGCCCUCCUCAAGAAGGACGACGCCGCCCUCGGCCGCUCCCUGAGCCGAGACAACAGCUUUCUCCAACCGCCCUCUCCAGUCCAGGCCAAGCCAGAAACAACAUCAGCGCCAGUCGCUGCUGACAACAACAGCAGCAACACAACCACCAACAGCUGA
Molecule: messenger RNA, 1743 nt
Organism: Acanthamoeba castellanii str. Neff
Lineage: Eukaryota; Discosea; Longamoebia; Acanthamoebidae
Product: Fructose6-phosphate-2-kinase, putative
Exons: 12
Coding region: 1-1743 (580 amino acids)
Biological process (GO): fructose metabolic process; fructose 2,6-bisphosphate metabolic process
Cellular component (GO): cytosol
Molecular function (GO): 6-phosphofructo-2-kinase activity; ATP binding; fructose-2,6-bisphosphate 2-phosphatase activity
Source: RefSeq, a predicted model, not a curated record